GACAUUUGAAACAUGAAUACGCGUGAAUGAGGAAAACCGAUAUCACAUUAGUUAUUAGCGAAUGCAAAUACCUGCGUCAAUUAUUUUAUACAACACCGUGAUUUCUAUGAAACAUACACUUUCAUGUGACAAAUAGUAUUUUGAUAAGUAUUUUCGUUUAUCCCCUGAGAGCGUAUUUCUAGGUUAUGUUAGGCCGCCCAACGCUGUUGCUGGGUCGUGAUAAAUGUGGUAUUUCAAUUUUCGUCAAUCGCCUGAUAUCGUAGUUUGUGCCUAGUGAUUAGAGCGUCGACGGUGAAUCGUUUGCACAGUUUGUAAACGAUAUCUUUAAAAAAUUUUAGAACGUAUGACGUCUGAUAUACAUCUGAUAAAAUGUCAUCUAAAGACAGCUGUCCGGAUUCAAAAUUGAAUCAACAGAUGUCGGCGGAAAAAAAAGGUAUAAAAGAAUUGGACAUUUCAGAAGCUGGAUUAUACGCAUAUGGAGCUAUUUGUUCGCUGACUCUGGCGGAGUUGUUCCCAGAUCCCAGCGACCAUGCCUAUAACAAUUUAUGCAUGAAAAUGAUCUGUCAGCAUUUGAAAAUGAAUGCAAGAAACGAACCUGUAAUGAUGUACCUAAGCGAGGGAAAAAGCGACCAGUCCCAACAGCCUUAUAUUGCUUUGCUUAUGGAAGAACCCAAUUUAAAAGGCAAAACAAUUUUAGUUGUUCAGGAUUUGGUAUUACUGGCCGUCCGCAAUGGGAUUGUGUCAGGUGAAUAUGAUGCUAGACAAAGAGUAUUAAUCAGACGAAUAUCCGAACUACUAAAUGUCCCAUUCGAAUUAAUUGAAUUCUAUGAGCAUUCCCUGGUCAGAUUGUUGAAUGAGAGUCAAAGUGAACAAACAGAGGCGGAGCAACAUGAGACUGAACGACGUGAUAAAAUACGUAGAAUCAAGAGAUACGCAGCGAUUGGCUUGGCCACCAUAGGAGGUGGAACAUUGUUAGGUUUAACCGGAGGAUUAGCCGCACCAUUUAUCGGUGCUGGAGUAGGCACAAUACUGGGAAGCGCGAGUGCAGCUGCACUGGGCAGUACUGCUGGUAUUGCGAUUAUAGGUUCUUUGUUUGGAGUGGCUGGAGCUGGACUGACAGGAUAUAAAAUGAAGAAACGAGUUGGGGAAAUUGAGGAGUUUGAAUUCGAACCUUUAACACUGUCUGGUUAUGGAACUGUGGAUCAACAACUUCACAUUGUCAUUGCUAUUACUGGUUGGCUGAACGACGAAGAAGUCGAUAAUGUUGUCAGGCCUUGGCAAUCUCUCUCUGUAUCUAGGGAGCAAUAUGCUCUUAGAUAUGAAACGAAGUAUUUGAUUGAAAUGGGACAAGCAUUUGAGUACAUACUAAACAUGGCUGUUUCUGUGGCCACCCAAGAGGCUUUAAAAUAUACAAUUCUUUCUAGUCUCAUAAGUGCUGUCGCCUGGCCUGCUACUCUGUUAUCAAUAGCAUCUGUGAUAGAUAAUCCAUGGUCUGUGUGUUGCCGGCGAAGCUCAGAAGCCGGUAAACAAUUAGCUUAUGUUCUGCUUACUAGGCAGCAUGGCAAGAGGCCAGUUACGCUAGUCGGCUUCAGUCUGGGCGCCCGAGUCAUAUAUUAUUGUUUGAGAGAAAUGGCUGAAAUUGGCGGUGGUAAGGGAAUUAUACAGGAUGCGAUAUUACUCGGAGCACCAGUUACGAAUAAUAAAACGGAGUGGGAAAAAUGUUCUAAAGUAGUAGCAGGCAGAUUUGUUAACGGAUAUUGCAGCGGCGACUGGCUGCUGCGGUUUCUAUAUCGUACUUUAUCCAUGAAUUCUGGGGUGGCAGGAUUGUUUCCUAUUGAUUGCAAGAAAGUAAUAAAUGUAGACUUGAGCUCUAUAGUGGGAGGCCAUAGUGAAUAUCCUGAAAAAUUACCAGAACUUUUGAAUUUUGUUGGCUUAAAUACAAAGACAAGUCAGGUUCUAGAUACUGAAAAUGGAAUGAAAAAAUCUAAUUCCGAACUACCAUGCGCAGAAAAGCAUGUGAGUAAUCUAAAGUUGUCCAAAUCUGAUAUGUGCCUACCUUCCAAGAAAUGCCUGACUGACGAGAAGAAUACGAUGCCGUCCAAUUAGUAGUUGUCCAAAAGAUUUAAAAAAUCUUUAAUAUCAAUUAUUAUGCCUUUGAUAUAAGUAUUAAUUAUAAGUAUCUAAAAAUGACCGUACUAAUAAAAUAUUGGGUAAUCGAAGAAAACUAAUACAAGUGCUAAUAUAUCAAAUCAAUUUAUUCAAAUAUAUACGAUAUAUAUCUAUGCACAACAAAUCAUAACGACGCAGGGCCAUAAAAUACGAAACACAAAUAACGUUUUUUUUUUUAAAUCUUUUUUCUUGCAACAUUAUCUUCCUUUUAACAAAACAGGUCCAAUUAUGUGUAAUCUAAUGUAUGUUUCAGCUACCAUUUAGAAGACAGAUUUAUAUAAAACUUAUAUAUUUAAGAAAGUCUAUUUGUCACCUUUUAUACAAUAGGAUUAUUCACGAAAAUUUAUUAAUUACAUGAUGUAAUUAGAAUAUAGCUGUAUCGUGAAAGAGUUAGUAAUGCGCACAAACGUCAACAUGUACGAAAUAGAAUAUUUAUUCUAUCCAACAUUGUUGAAUCUGAAGAGAUAUCUCUAAUGUUAAUUAUUUUUACAGUCA
Diprion similis is the source of this 2664-nucleotide messenger RNA. RefSeq names its product transmembrane and coiled-coil domain-containing protein 4-like. The transcript has 9 exons. The record is from RefSeq and is a predicted model, not a curated record. NCBI's taxonomy places the organism in Eukaryota, Metazoa, Arthropoda, Insecta, Hymenoptera, Diprionidae. Bases 370 to 2106 code for a protein of 578 amino acids.